UCACAAAAGCGAGCGUUUAGCUAUACAUACUCGCAAUGCUCUCUCCGGUGGCCGCGUUCGUUUUAGGUCUGACUGUCGUUACGAGUCCGGUUCGCUCACAAAAGACUAACCAGUUCUUGAGGAGUGCCGAACGCGAGCCGGGACCGGUCGUGCCGCUCGUCGUCGGACGCUGCAUCCUCGUCCCCAUAUCGACGGAUAUCACCCGUCGCCAAUACCAGGACGUCGUCGACAGCACUCUACUUGCGCAGCUAGCAGCAGACAAACAGUUAUUAGACAACAAGACGGCAGCAUCCGAAUGGCACAAUGUGUACAUUAGAACGGCCAACUUGUAUUGGGUCACCUUUCGUUCUGUCUCGAUUUCCACGUCCGGGCAAGGCGCGACUACAGCUAAUCUGGCUGAACUGGUCAUAGAAAACAUGGAGAAGAGUGAAGCACUAGCACGGGCCGAAGUCACAUCCAUAGAAGAAACUCUAACUGCACUUCGACAGCCGUCAAACGCAUCACCUAACUCUAUGUUCAUUGCUCGCAGCGAACAAGGAAUUUUUCAAGUCGCACUUGUUAGCUAUAGCAAUGACGACGGCCAAAUUCUCCUCAGAGUGGGCACCUACCACUACUCGCCGGGCUUGUUUUUUUCUUGGACAUCAUCUAGCAAUGUGUUCGAGUAUGACAAACUUGUGCUGAACGAGGGCAUCGUGAAGAAGUUGAGAGCGGCAGCGACUGAGGAGUUGGGGAAUAAGGUAAACGAACUUGUUAAAGAGAUACAUGUGUGACAGGCUGUGCGUAAGGUGCGCGACUAUGCUGCAUGCUGCAAUGGACGUUGUGCGCACGCGUAGAAUUUAGUGAAUUUAGAGUACUGAUUUGCUUGCUUGCUUGCAGUAGCGUAGUGCAGCUGGGUGAGAUCUUUCACUUAAAAUCUGAUUACAAAAUUUGGCGAGUUA
This is a messenger RNA of Corticium candelabrum, 938 nucleotides long. RefSeq lists its product as uncharacterized. The record is from RefSeq and is a predicted model, not a curated record. The coding region runs from base 36 to 770 and encodes 244 amino acids. The transcript has a single exon. Lineage: Eukaryota; Metazoa; Porifera; Homoscleromorpha; Homosclerophorida; Plakinidae.